Pedinophyceae sp. YPF-701 is the source of this 2307-nucleotide messenger RNA. Lineage: Eukaryota; Viridiplantae; Chlorophyta; Pedinophyceae. The record is from the annotation of a GenBank genome assembly.
AUGCGCGUCGUGCGCGUCAUGCUUCUCUGCGCAGCCCUCGUAGUUGCACUUGUGGUCAAUUGCUCGUCGCAAGAGCUUGAACGGGUUGCGCAACAGCUCGUCGAUGAAGGACGACACAGUCAAGCGGUUGAUCGAGUGCUUCGUCACCACGACAUCGUUUUCCACCACGAGCGGAGCGAGGCGGGCGACGAUCAUGUUCUCAGAGUGUCCAUGCCGAUCAACGCCACCAUAGAUGCCGCGUCGCUGCGCGUGGUGGGCCUCCUGCUCGAGGACUCCGAGCAGCUGACACCGAGCCUCGACGUCUCCGCGGCCCUCAUCGCGCUGGCCGCCGCUGCUGGCGACGCGGUGGCGUCCGCGGAGAUGGGCUUUCGGGCCGCAUACGGCCUCCCCCCCGUCGAGAUUGCGCUCGACCACCCGUCACUGCAGCGGCCGGCGCCCCGCAGCCAGCGGCGCGCCUCCGACGCCGCCAGCGACCCGGAGGGGGGUCCGGGCCAAGUGCCCACCGCUGACCGCCCCACGCCCCCGACGCCCCCCGGUGUCGGGCAGCAGGAGGCAGUGCGCAAGGUGGUCGCCACGCUGCGGGACGGGGGCAGCGCGGUGACGUUCGGCGCCCCGAGGGUGCCCGAGGCGGUGGCGACGUAUUUCAUGGCGGCGUCGCGGAACGACACGCGCGCGCUGGUGGCGCUCGGAUUCCGUCACCUGCACGGUCACAGCGUGCCGAAGAGCUGCGAGACGGCCGUCCUGUACUACAUGCGCGCCGCGGCGCAGGUCAUGCCGGGCGCCCUGCACGAAGGCUCGAAGCCGCUGACCGCGCACGAGCGCGUGUCUCGCGCCUCCAAGGCCGCGAAGUGGCCGAUGUGGCUGCAGCAGACGACGCACUCGGACAUCCUGGACUACUUCCACGUCCAGGCGCAGCGCGGCGACACGCCGGCCAAGGUCGUGCUGGGCCGCCUGCUGGCCUUCGGGACGCAGCGGCACCUCCGCGAUACCACCGCGGCGCGCAAGUUCCUCGUCGACGCAGCGGAGGCUGGGGAGGCGCAGGCGAUGGGCCACUUGGGGAACCUCCAGGCAGCAGAGGCGGUUGCGAGCGGCCAGGAGGAGGCGUUCGAGCACGCGGCGAAGUGGCUCCAGCGCGCCGCAGAACAGGGAAGCGCCGACGGGCUCUUCGGGUCCGGCACGCUGCACCUGCUCGGGCUCGGUGGCGUACAGCGCGACCCUGCGCAGGCCAGAGCCCUGCUCACGCGGGCAGCGAAGUCGGGGCACGUGGAGGCGCACUUCUUCCUCGGGCUCAUGCAGCGGGACGGCCUGGGCGGGCCGAAGGACUCCAAGGAGGCGGCGCGCAACCUGAUGCGGGCGGUGGCGGGGGGGUCUCUCUUGGCGUCGCACGAGCUCGCCGCGCUGGAGAUGCAGGACCGGGACGCGUUCAAGGACGCGUGCCCGCGAGUAGCGUCGCUUCUGCGCGGCGCCCUCGCGCAGUCCGUCGGCGCGGCUGCCGUCCGCGCCGCGACGCGCGCUUUCAAGCAGGGCCAGGCGGAGGCUGCAUUGCUGCACUCGCUGCGCGCCGUGGAGCUCGGCGUCGAGGGCGGGGCGGUCGACGCCGCGUGGCUGCUCGAGCAGCGCCUGCACGACAUCCGCGGCGCCAAGCACGCCUCCCUCGCGCUGCGGCGACGGGCCGCUGCCGAGGGUGACCUGAGCUCGCUGUUGAUCCUGGCAGACGCGUACUACUCGGGCGACGGGAUCGACAUGGACCGCCUGACCGCCGCGCGGCUGUACGAGCGCGCGGCGCCGAAGAGCGCGCAGGCUCGCUUCAACCUCGGCAUGAUGUACCACUUCGGCCUGGGCCUCCCUGUGGACCACCACCUCUCCGAGCGGCACUACGACGACGCGGUGGCGCUGCAGCCCAAGAGCUACCUGCCCGUCGACAUGGCGCUGUGGGCGCUGCGCACGGAGGCUUCGGUGGUCGAGUGGCUCAAGGGGCCGCAGGGUCGCGUCGUGGCGCGGGCUGCGCGGGAGUCGGGUCUGUCAGACGCGCUGUGCAGCGUGGUGGAUGACAUGGGACUGGGAGACUGGCGGCGGGCGUUUGCGGCCAAGGUGGCUGCGGCGCAGGAGGACGCGGGCACGGAUGGCGGGGCGGAGGGCGAGGCGGUGGCCGAGGAGGGGGCGGGGGGCACGGCAGGGCGCGAGGGGGCGCGGGGAGCAGGUGCCCUGGUGUGGGAGGCGCGCGCCCUCAUGGGGCUGGCCUCGCUGCUGAUGCUGAUUGUGUGGGUGCGGAGGCGGCGACGGCGGCGACGGAGACCCGCGGCGUAG